AUGUCUGAGAGAAACGGUGUGAUGAGAUGUGUCAAAGACAAAAAAAGAGAGUUAAGGAUUGAGCUGGGUUACCUCAGAAGCCCCCCUGCCCUUUCAGCAGGGCCUCAUAUGGAGAACCAGGUCUCAGGUCCCCUGGGCACUGAUGUCUGCUCUCCACUUGACUCCUCCCAGUCAGCCACGGAGGCUGUGAAGGAACCUGGCCCACUCACGACACCCUACAGCCACAAGUCAUUCACACCUGGAACAGAGGGGGAGAACUUUGGUCAUCGAGCGAAACACAAACAAGCAAAACGGCAAGAAAAAGCACUCAGCCACUCAUGUUAA
Xyrichtys novacula (pearly razorfish) is the source of this 324-nucleotide messenger RNA. The record is from the annotation of a GenBank genome assembly. NCBI's taxonomy places the organism in Eukaryota, Metazoa, Chordata, Actinopteri, Labriformes, Labridae.